AUGUCCAGGAGAAAUGUGGAGGACCAGGCCCGUGGAGCGGAAGAGGACCUGGAGACUGUGGCGGAGCUGGCUGUGGAGGCGACCAGAUGGAUAGCUAGAAACUGCCGCCCAGUUAACACGGUAGAUGACGAGGGACUACGAGAAGUAAUUCAAAUUGCAUCGGGAGACACUUCUUACAAUCUACCAUCUAGAAGAACGAUUGUGUCGAGAAUACACAAUUUGUAUGACAGCGAGAGGGCACGGAGGAUGGACAUGCUUGAGAACGCAACGAACGUCGCCCUCACAGGAGAUCACUGGACGUCUGUGAGCAAUGACAACUACUUAGGCGUCACAGCACACUUUAUAGAUGAGGAGUGGAGUUUCCGUUCAUUUGCCCUUACUGUGAGUCAAACCACCGAGCGCCACUUUGCGGAGGCAUGCGCUGAUCAUUUUUUGGAAGUUGCCAAAUAUUGGAAUGUGGAGAAUAAGUUAACAACACUUGGGACUGACAGUGCUCGGAACAUGACAGCAGCUGCGAGACUACUACCAUUUGAACACCUGCCCUGUACAGCCCACUGCGUUCAAAGAACUGUAACUGUUUCUCUUCACGACUGUGGAUUAGAUGGUAUUUUGGCCAAAUGUCGCAAAAUUGUGGGGCACUUUAAGCACAGUCCAUCAAAUGCUCAGGAAUUAGGAGAACAGCAAGUUGCACUUGGACAGAAGCAAGAACCGCUUGUACAGGACGUCCCAACCAGGUGGAAUUCUACCUUAGAGAUGGUCAGGCGGAUCCUGCGAAACAGAUUGCCACUGUCCACUACUCUGUCUCAGCAGAACAGCAAAAUUGCCAUGUUGACAUCACAGGAGCUUGCUAAACUGGAAAAGGUUGAAGAACUACUUGAACCUUGCAGAAAUGUGACUGAACUCCUAGGGGGCGAGCAGUACAUUUCUUGUUCAGUGGUGUUACCAGCAUUUUGCCACUUGUUCCGGGUUAUGGAGCCAUCAGAUGAUGAUCCAGUCUAUGUGGUGAGGUUCAAGAAGGUGUUUACCACAGACCUAGCUAAAAGGAAGGAAAGCACCAACCUCAAAUGGCUGAAGAUCGCUACUGCUCUCGACCCCAGGUUUAAAGAUUUGAAGUGUCUUCCUAAAGACGAAAGGCAUGAGGUGUGGACCUCAAUAAGCAGCCUGGUAAAGGAGGAGAGGCUGGCACAACAACCGUCAACAGAGACAACAGGAAAACAGCCAACAAAAAAGACAAGGAUGUCUGAGUUCUUGCUUUGUUCAUCUGAUUCAGAUUCAGAUGAUGAAGAUUCUAUAGACAAAUGUCUGAAACGCUACAAAUCAGAGCCCAAAAUCAACAUGGACCAGUGUCCACUGCAGUGGUGGUCAUCAAGAGAAGGAGCACAUGUUCUAAUGGCACGCAUAGCACGCAAAUACCUGUCCACACCUGCAACCACAGUGCCCUGUGAGAGGUUGUUCUCACUCUCAGGCCACAUUGUCCAAAAGAAGAGAGCUUCCUUGUCUCCUGAUAAUGUAAACAAACUGGUCUGUCUUAGUUGCUGGCUCAAUGCAAAAGAGUAG
This is a messenger RNA of Pimephales promelas (fathead minnow), 1557 nucleotides long. Lineage: Eukaryota; Metazoa; Chordata; Actinopteri; Cypriniformes; Leuciscidae. The record is from RefSeq and is a predicted model, not a curated record.